This is a messenger RNA of Heterobasidion irregulare TC 32-1, 4278 nucleotides long. RefSeq names its product ABC transporter (gene abc12). Gene Ontology annotation, cellular component: membrane; fungal-type vacuole. The coding region runs from base 124 to 4200 and encodes 1358 amino acids. NCBI's taxonomy places the organism in Eukaryota, Fungi, Basidiomycota, Agaricomycetes, Russulales, Bondarzewiaceae. Gene Ontology annotation, biological process: transmembrane transport. The transcript is spliced from 29 exons. The record is from RefSeq and is a predicted model, not a curated record. Gene Ontology annotation, molecular function: ATP hydrolysis activity; ABC-type peptide transporter activity; ATP binding.
CAGGGAACUUCCAUUACCCCGGAGGACUACACGACCUUGUGGGGGUGGAUCACGUUCCAUUGGGUUUGGCCUCUUAUCAAACGCGGCACAAACACGACGUUGAAUGAAGAGGACAUCUGGGCUAUGAGCCCUGCUAUCCAGUCUCGACCCGUCUUCAUCAAAUUCAGUGCAACGAAACGUGACACGCUCCUCCGUCGACUAUGGGCUGCGAACUCCUUGGACAUUAUAUUGGAUUUCAUGUUGACAUACGUCAGCGUCAUCUUCAACUAUGCCAGCCCACGUAUUCUCGAAGCCAUCGAAGACCCAACGCCUGAGAGACACUCCCAGGCAUACAUAUACGCAAUGCUCGCCUUCGUAUGUACCGUAGCGAAGGCCCAAGCCGACGUCCAGCAUCUUUACUUUGGACGGCGCGCCUGCACGCGCAUGCGUUCAGAGCUGAUGGCGUCCAUUUACGACAAGGCGCUUAAACGGAAGGAUUUCUCAGGCAUUGUCGAUAAGGAUAACGUCACGAAGAAGGCGCCGGAUGCGAAGAAAGGGAAGGAGGACCCUAACGCGGAUGACCCGAAGGCGGGCGCGGACGUAGGAAAGAUUGUGAAUUUGAUGGCCGGGGAUGCAAACAGGAUUGCACAAAUGGUUUCGGGGGCGUAUUUCAUAUACGGAGGUAAGUGUUUGACCUUCGAUGUACCUAUUUCGCGUAUAUUGCUGGGCAUCUCCGCCUUCGCUGGUUUCUUCGUCCUUAUUUUGGGCUGGCCGCUCAACAGCUUCAUUGCGCGCCGCAGUAUCAGGAUCCAGAAAGGCGUCAUGGCGGCUCGGGACAAGCGCAUGGGCGUGCUCAACGAGCUUAUUGGUGCUGUCAAGUUUAUCAAGUUCUUUGCAUGGGAGGAUCGGUGGAUUGAGCGCGCGCUCGACGCGCGCGAGGUUGAAAUGGGCUGGAUGAUCAAAGCCCGGGUGAACUCGGUCAUGUUUUCGAUGUUGUGGACGUGUGCGCCUAUCUUGGUGUCUGUUAUCUCGUUCUUCACGUUCGUGAUGCAGGGGAAACAGCUGACCGUCAGCAUUGCAUUCACGGCAAUCGCGCUCUUCAACAUGAUUCGGGCACCCCUGAACGUUAUCCCAGCAUGGAUCGUUCAGAUUCUGCAGACUGGUGUCGCGCUCAACCGUAUCUCUAUCUAUCUCGAUGAAGAAGAGGUAGAUGGGCAAGUGUCCUCUCUCAAGCGUUCCCGCUCAGGACCCCCAUCCGCGUCGGACAUUGCCAAGGGCUUUGGGCUCGAGAAUGCGUCUUUCAAGUGGAAUGAGUCGGGGGACCAUCGGUUCGAAUUGAGGGACAUAUCGGUCAUGUUCCCCGAGGGCGAGUUGACUGUGAUCACGGGGCCAACUGCGAGCGGGAAGACCGCUCUCCUGAUGGCGCUAUUGGGGGAAAUGACGAUGCUACCUGGAGGCCGCCUUAUCAUGUCGAAGGACGUCUCGAACGUGGAUGAGCAUGGCCUCACGCAGUCGUUCUCCUAUGCUGCUCAGUCACCGUGGCUCAGGCAUCAGUCCAUCAAGGACAACAUCCUGUUUGGAUAUCCGUUUGACGAAGCGCGCUACGAGGCGGUAGUUGAGUGUUGUGCGCUGAGACCGGAUCUCGAGAUCUUGGAAGAUGGCGACACGACGGAGAUCGGUGCUAGAGGCGUCAGUCUGUCCGGAGGACAGAAGGCAAGAGUUGCGCUUGCCCGCGCAGUAUACGCGCCUUCAAAAUACGUGCUUUUGGAUGACCCAUUGAGCGCUGUUGAUAGUCAUACUGCUCGGUUCCUAUUCGAUAAGCUUUUGAAAGGGCCUCUUCUCGCGCACCGCACUGUCGUCCUUGUAACUCACCACGUCGAAUUGGUCCUCCCUGGCGCUCACUAUCUCAUCCGCAUGCUUGAUGGACGUAUCGACACCCAAGGAACUGUGGCCGAUCUGCGUGCUCAAGGCGUUCUUGAUGACAUCGCACACGAGUCCGAGGUGCAGGUCCACGAAGAAGAACAAGCUAUUGCGCAGGUCGUGCCAUCUGCAGAAGAGGAGGCUGUGGAAGUCGCAGGUGAAGAGGAGCCGGCAAAGCCUGCUCCAAAGGAGAAGAAGCCUAGGCAGUUGGUGAAGGACGAGCAGAGACAGGCUGGCGGCGUUAAAUGGGCUAUCUACAAAACUUACCUGCGCGCCUCAUCGUAUUGGACUUGGGCUAUUCUCGGGUUUCUGAUUUUUGCUUCCCAACUCUUGGGCGUCACAGAGAAAAUUUGGAUCAAGAUCUGGGGUGAAGCAUACGGCGAACCUACGACAUCUUCUGCCUCGGCUAUGUUUAUGUCUUUCUCGGCCAUUGAACAUGAACAUAUCAUGGAUGGUCCUCUUGGCCCUCAUCACCUUUCGCAUGCCGUGCACAGUAUGCAGGCUGCUAGCAUGCCUCAUACGCUCUUCUCUUUACCCAGCGCACAGACUAAUCCACUAUUCUAUAUCAGCAUCUAUGCCGCGAUAGGCCUUGGGACUGCCCUGGUAUAUGUGUUGAGCGUAGUGACACAAUACACAGGCGCUUUGAGGGCCUCGAGGGUCUUGUUCAAGAGAUUGUUGGAAACUGUUGUACGGGCGACCAUGAGAUGGCAUGAUACGACUCCGCAGGGCAGAAUGCUAAAUAGGUUCAGUAAAGACGUUGAGACCGUCGAUUCAUCCCUAGCCAGUUCUCUGCAAGCAGUCAACUCCUCCCUCGCAGUAUUUGCUGCGUCUGUGAUCACCGUUGCUGUCAUCUUCCCGUGGUUCCUCAUUCCUGCAUUCUUCAUCGGCCUUGCGUACCGACAGCUUGCGAUUGGGUACCUCAACACUGGACGCGACUUGCGGCGAAUGGAAUCUAACACGCGUUCGCCCAUCUUCUCCGGCUUUGGUGAGCUGUUGGAGGGUAUUGUGACCGUGCGCGCAUUCUCUGCUGAGCAGCGCUUCUUGGACGGUUUGCAUGCCAAGAUUGAUCUAACGACCCAGAUGUGGUAUGGCUUCUGGAUGAUGAACCGUUGGCUUCUUCUCAACUUCGACACGCUCGGUGCCUUCGCGGUCUUGGUCACAACAGUUUUCUCGCUUUCGGGUUAUGUCGACGCCGGUCUUGCUGGCCUUUGUAUCACAUCGGCAAUGGCGUUCACGACGAGCGUAUAUUGGGCCUGCCGUUUCUGGACGGCGCUCGAGCUUGAUUUGAACUCUGUUGAGCGUGUCGUUGAAUAUCUCGAUCUUCCGCAAGAGCCACCAACCAUCAUCGAGUCCUCCCGACCACCCGCUUACUGGCCUUCCAGCGAGAGCAAUGAGCUGGUCGUUGUAGAGGACUUAGUGAUCAAGUACGCCCCGGAGCUUCCGCCUGUGCUGCACAACGUUUCGUUCUCGCUGAAGUCGAAGGAACGAAUCGGGCUGUUAGGCAGAACAGGAAGCGGCAAGUCUACAUUGGCAAUGAGUAUCUUGCGAUUCGUUGAUCCUGCUGGUGGGAGGAUUUUGGUCGACGGCAUUGAUAUAUCUAAGAUCGGCCUUCAUGAUCUUCGUUCACGCGUUACAUUUAUACCUCAAGACGCAACGCUCUUCUCUGGAACCUUGAGAGAAAACUUGGAUCCAUUCAAUGAGCACGAAGAUAUCGAGUGCAUCGAUGUAUUGCACCGCGUGCAAAUGCUCACAGAUAGCGCGUACCAGUCGCAGCGCACUUCACGUCAGGCUUCUCGCGCGCCCUCCCGUCCAUCAUCACCUGGAGAGUCCCCUUCACCCACCCAUACGGCGGAUCCUUCAGUCGGCUCCGCCACUGAAAUCGAAGCGCGCACCCCCAUCUCCCUCGAUACACAAGUUUCACCUGGUGGCGUCAACUUCUCGCAAGGCCAGAGGCAGUUGAUUGCCAUGGCGCGAGCACUGUUGAGGCGAAGCUCCAUCAUUGUAUUGGACGAGGCGACGAGUAGCAUCGAUUUUGCCACGGAUGCCAAGAUCCAAGCGACAAUCAGAGAGGAGUUCGGUGGCAGUUUGCUGUUGACUGUUGCCCACCGGCUCCGCACUGUCAUCGACUACGACAGGCUGAUCGUACUAGACAAGGGCGCAAUCGCCGAGUUCGAUACGCCACUAAAUUUGAUCAGAAAGGAGGAUGGGAUAUUUAGAAAGAUGUGCUUGAAGAGCGGGAUGUUCGCGGAACUGGAGCAGGUGGCAAUAGAGAAAGCGGAGAAAGACGCAAGUACCAAGUAACGAGGCGGCUUAUAUUCUUGUUUUGGUAGUUCACUGGAACCUGGGUGGAACAAAUACAUUCUUUUCUUCCUCAGAGUU